Guyanagaster necrorhizus is the source of this 1611-nucleotide messenger RNA. RefSeq lists its product as uncharacterized. NCBI's taxonomy places the organism in Eukaryota, Fungi, Basidiomycota, Agaricomycetes, Agaricales, Physalacriaceae. The coding region runs from base 390 to 1538 and encodes 382 amino acids. The record is from RefSeq and is a predicted model, not a curated record. The transcript has 3 exons.
UUCCAGUUUCUCUAGAUCCCGGAUUCGAUGUAAAUGUAUGGAGUGGGACAACUAAAUUAUUCUGAUCGCGAGAUCUUUAUCUUUAUAACCUCUUCCUUGCCCUGAUCUUUCUUAUCGAGCUGACCGGUCAGGAGCUACUACUAUUUCCGUUAAAUUUAACUAGAUAUUUUCCAUCGACGCGUCAAUCGUCGGUGAAGGUCAGUAGUAAGCUAUUCAAGCGACCUGCAAGCUUCUGGAGAUGCCUUCAAGGAGUACCUUCAGUGGUGACAGUUGCGUCUGCCACUGUAAUAUAUUUUCAGUGCCUCUCUAUUCAGGGCGGCCAUCACGAGUAUUGAUCAAUUCAUCGGUGAAUUCAUCAUGCCAAGACUCAUGCCGGAAAAUGCCCUUUCAUGCGCCUCCUUCUUCGUGUUGCGGCUGUAGGCGUCUUCGUGCUCGUUCUGAGCACCUUGUAUGCAUAUCUCAGCUAUCGACCAUCGUACGAACUAUAUGCAGACCUGAUCGGCGCAGAAAUCCAGCACUCCCUGUUUGUGUCAGGAUCCUCUACGAAGCACUACGUGAUUUUUCAGCAGCUUCAAGGCGCAGGAUUCAACAAUGAAGCCCAGGAAAUACUCCAUUUCCACCAUCUUGCCUUCUUGACAGAUAGGGUUUACAUUUACCAGCCCUUUUUCUGGCGCCCGCGCAAUGAGCCCCUACCAUUGUCGGCGUUUCUGCUGGGGCCCACUGAAGGGUCAGUUUCUGAUACUGUCUGUCCUACAGAACAGAUCACUCACAUAACUAUCGAUGCCCCUCAUCGUGAGCUUUGGCAGACCGCUUUGGAUGUACUUUCCUCAGAUGAUAAAUGCCUCGCUGUGGAUAACUGGGUCCUAACCCGGAGUUUCCUCGAGUCUGUAUCGGUAGCAGAAAUAUUCCCCUUAUUUUCCGUCUGCCUCUCCACCCAGUUCCUAUGGUCUAUUCCUAUACAGCACCUUGCAGCUCGAACACAUGCAGCUCUCAAUCUACGCUCUUCCUCGUACCCCGUGGCGGACCCUUAUAUUGCACUCCACCUUCGUCGCGGUGAUUUCUCAUCGCACUGUCUUGACCUUGCGGAAUCACAAAAGAAUUUUACGACAUGGGCAACCUUGCCCAACCUUAACAUUCUCCCACCAGCCCUGGAUGUACAGAAUUCUUCAUCCAUUAUGGAACAUUGUUAUCCGAUUCUUCCCCGAGUGAUAGACGCUAUACGCACAGGCCUCGACCGCGCACCGCACGCGCGCAUCCUACAUAUCCUACAUGACGCUAAAUGGGAUCACCCCCUUGUAUAUGCACAUAUGUGGAAGAUCGAAAAAGCUGUCAAAACAUGGGGAUGGGUGGACAGGGUGACACACAGUGGACAGAUCCCAGCCGGCUGGGGGGAAGGCGAUUUUACUGUCGGAGUUGAUAUGGAAGUAGCGAGCAAGGCCGCAUUUUUUAUUGGUGUAGGUUAUUCAAGUUUAACGAGUCAAGUGGUGGCUUUGAGGCUUGCAGGGGGACAAAGCGAAGAUAGUAUUUUGUUAAUGUGAUAUAUUUAUUACUCUUUAUCUGAAUACCGUAUUUAUUAUGAACGAUACCACAUCCUAUAUAUUCUGCUUGGUA